Anopheles funestus (African malaria mosquito) is the source of this 1034-nucleotide messenger RNA. RefSeq names its product myosin regulatory light chain sqh (gene sqh). Bases 247 to 771 code for a protein of 174 amino acids. The transcript is spliced from 2 exons. Lineage: Eukaryota; Metazoa; Arthropoda; Insecta; Diptera; Culicidae. Gene Ontology annotation, cellular component: cytoplasm; myosin II complex. The record is from RefSeq and is a predicted model, not a curated record. Gene Ontology annotation, molecular function: calcium ion binding; myosin heavy chain binding. Gene Ontology annotation, biological process: post-embryonic development; locomotion.
GAACAAUGUUUGAAAUGUCUCCAUGCGUCCGAGACAGCGGGGACUUGAUGCAGUUAAGUCCAAGGUUUGCGAUCUCGUCUUUUUCACUCGUGAGAAAUAAUGUUUAGUCGCAAUAUAGCCGUAGACGUAGUUGGUUCCUGUUAGGCUGUGGAAGUUUACUGAAUAUUCUCUAAAGCGUAGUGUUACAUUCGCAUUUUCUGUUCGCUUUAGCACAACAAUAUAUCCAACAAAGCACAAGGACAAACCAUGUCUUCCCGCAAAACAGCCGGACGUCGCGGUACGACAAAGAAGCGUGCACAGCGUGCCACUUCGAAUGUGUUCGCCAUGUUCGAUCAGGCACAGAUUGCCGAGUUCAAGGAAGCGUUUAACAUGAUCGACCAAAACCGGGAUGGAUUCAUUGAGAAAGACGACCUGCAUGACAUGCUGGCGUCGCUUGGCAAAAAUCCAACGGAAGACUAUCUGGAGGGCAUGAUGAACGAGGCACCGGGCCCGAUAAAUUUCACCAUGUUCCUGACACUGUUCGGUGAGCGGCUGCAGGGUACCGAUCCGGAGGAGGUGAUCAAGAACGCGUUCGGUUGCUUCGACGAGGAAAAUACGGGUGUCAUCAAUGAGGACAGGCUGCGUGAGCUGCUCACGACGAUGGGUGAUCGAUUCACCGACGAAGAUGUAGACGAAAUGUUGCGCGAAGCGCCAAUCAAGAAUGGGCUGUUCGAUUACAUCGAGUUCACUCGCAUCCUUAAGCACGGCGCCAAGGAUAAGGACGAGCAGUGAGAUAUCUAGAUUUCACUCUUUUAUUUUUUGUCUUUCACUUUAAAAUUCUAUGUCUUAAUUUCACGGAAUGCAUUUAUCUUAAAACGAUCAUACUAACACAAAUUCCAUUGCAAGCUAACCGCCGUUGGUGGCGCAUGUUCUAUCGUUUAAACGAGCAGCAGUAUUCCUGAUUUGGUCGUGUUUAUUGCAGGUCCAUUAUGUUGUUUAAAAUCAGAUUCACGUCAUUAAUAAACGAUUUAUGUAAUUGGUCUGUGUUACGAAAA